CAGGUAUAUAGAAGGGUAUCGAUCCCCGUCAGUCUUCUGAAUAGCCACCGGUAUGAUGUUGUCGCUUUUGAUACUCCUCGCAAUUGGGGUCCGUGCCCUUGCUUACACCACCCAAGAUGGAUGUCCACGGGAACUCGGCGCGGAAGGCGUGCGGGCUCGCAUACCACCUACCUUCAACACUACGGAUCAUGGCCACCAUCAUGGCAGAGCAUGGCCGGCGCCACCCGUUGGCUUCUACUUCAAGCCGUGGUCCAUGAUCCUUGCGUCGAAUCCUCAAUACGCUGCCAUGCGGAAUGUGCAAUACGACCCGACGCCAAUCGAUCCCUCGGAUCCCACCGGACUUGUGAAUGAUCUCUUCUCGUUCCAGUUCCCAGGCAAUGACAGCAUCAUAACAACCUAUGGUGUCGAUACACCUCACCCCUACUUCCCAGCGGUGCUCGAUUACGCAGGAACAGGGAUACUAGUGGGCGCUACUAGCCAGUACAGUAUUCUAGUCUGGGGAUGCGAUAUUAACAAAGUUCCAUACUAUGCCAGCUAUUCGACAGCAGUGGAGUUCACAGACACGCCCGCAGGUAUCGACCUGAUGAGUACGAGCGAUAAAGGACCUGAUCAGGAUACUAUCGAUGCUGUUAUUGAGGCGUUGAAGAGGCUGGGCAGCGACGAGAUUACGAAGUACGUUGAGGCGUUGGAAAGGAUGGUGCAGGACGGCGGGAGAAGGGGCAUGCCCAGAGCUACGUGUGACGAUUACUGUAAGACGAAUCAGGGCUUGAUUGGAAUCGUAGGUUGAGGUCCGGCUGGAGGGAGAUUAGUAUGUCAUGCUCGAGGAUUUAAAUAGUGAUGGUGGAGGAUGCUGCUCGCAUCUUUCGUUUCGUGCUGGCUUCCUAGCAAGUGUAUGGCCAGAAUCUAGUCUGCGAGAGGUUGUAUCUGUAUCGUAAUGCUGUGCAUCCCAUGUGGUACCAAUGCGCUUCACGGACCGCAGCUCUCCAGAGCAAACGUUAUGAAUAAACAGC
Molecule: messenger RNA, 1010 nt
Organism: Alternaria alternata
Lineage: Eukaryota; Fungi; Ascomycota; Dothideomycetes; Pleosporales; Pleosporaceae
Exons: 2
Coding region: 53-787 (244 amino acids)
Source: RefSeq, a predicted model, not a curated record